Molecule: messenger RNA, 3747 nt
Organism: Colletotrichum orchidophilum
Lineage: Eukaryota; Fungi; Ascomycota; Sordariomycetes; Glomerellales; Glomerellaceae
Product: histone deacetylase
Exons: 2
Cellular component (GO): nucleus
Molecular function (GO): histone deacetylase activity
Source: RefSeq, a predicted model, not a curated record
GAGAGUCCCCUGCCCACCACUUACCCUGACGCCAGCUGCAAGUCGUCAGAAGCAGCAACACACCAAACUCACCCGAAAUCUCACUUUCGACACUUUCGAGACAGUUUUUCGCUUCCAUCUUCUCAUACUUUUCUUUUCCCUGACCAUUUUCUACACCUGAGACACCAGGCGGGGUUUCAUGGGUCUUGCGCCUCUGCCAUGGCCUCUCCAUUCGACAGAGCGCCAUCGCGGCGCCCGUCACUGCUGAAUACAUCCUCCCAUGACGGGGACAAGGAACUGGCGCAUUCGCUCAAGCAGCUGUCUCUGUCGACCUCGCCCCGGGCUUCGAGCGCUCUGUCCCCGAUGAUGCCAGCCGUAAAUCGAACUUCUCCGGCGCCAGGUCCCCGAGUUCCAUCUCGGAGCCCCUCCUUUGCGAGGGAGCUUUCCCGGUCCCGGUCCUCGACUCCGACGCUGCAGCGAUCCUCGACGCCGACGCUCCAGCGCAAGACUUCCACGAGUUCCUUGCACUCCGUGAAUGGCUCUUCAAGUCGAACGCCCAGCCGAGCGCCUUCGAGGCGAACUAGCAUGGCGCAUGCCUCUUCUCCGGUCUCCAAAUCCCCUUUGCGACCGAGUCCCCCUGAGUACAUCAAGCCUGCGCCUACUGCUAACAUGGUUGCCCGCGACUAUUUCAAGACCGAACUGGAGGUUCACCAUUCGCCAACUUCAACUCAAGCAACUGAGGCUCUCGUCAUCCUUCACGAUGCCUGCUACGGGCACCGCUUCUCCCGACCCAAGACUUCUAAAGGUGCCCUCAGCACCAUCGUUGAGCGGCCUGAGAGAAUCAAGGCCGGCGUGUUGGGGGUUGCGAUGGCCUAUGUGCGACUCGGCGAACGGCACUGCGAUGGUGCAUAUGCGCUACAUCCAAGUCUGGAUCCCUCCUCCAUCCCGACGAUUCCGUUCCGUAUCUACAAGACGGAACGGAAACUGCCCCUGACAUCGGCGGCUGUCACUAACGUCCACGGCACAAAGUGGAUGGAGGAGCUUAAAAUGAUGUGCGAAGUAGCAGAGACGAAAUUGGCGACAGGUGGGAAGGAGCUUCAACGUCCGGAAUUGAACAGGGGCUCAGACGGACCGCCUGCAAAAUUCCACGAGGGCGACCUCUAUCUUUGCGCAGAAUCGCUCGAGGCCUUUGAGGGUGCCCUGGGCGCCGUCUGCGAAGCCGUAGACCGAGUCUUCACCUCCGGUCCUCGACGGGCCUUUGUGGCUGUACGCCCACCAGGGCAUCACUGCUCAGCUUCUUACCCGUCAGGGUUUUGCUGGGUCAACAACAUUCACGUCGGAAUCAUGCAUGGCAUUCUGAACCACGGUCUGACCCAUGCGGCUAUCAUCGAUUUCGACCUCCAUCACGGAGACGGCUCCCAGGCAAUUACUUGGGCGCAUAACUCACGAGGAGUGAAUGCGGCCAAGAACACGGCAGCUUGGAAAAAGGCGUCCAUCGGCUAUUUCAGUCUGCAUGAUAUUAACUCGUAUCCCUGUGAAUGGGGUGAUGAGGAGAAGGUCAAGAACGCCAGCCUAUGUAUUGACAAUGCCCACGGUCAAAACAUCUACAACGUUCACCUGGAGUCUUAUGAUUCCGAGAAGGAGUUCUGGGACCUUUACGAAUCUAGAUACUCCGUUAUUCUGGAAAAGACGCGCAAAUACCUGAAAAUUCAGGCAGCUCGUCUCCGCGCUCUUAAUCUGCCUCCAAAGGCGGCAAUCUUUUUCUCUGCGGGAUUCGAUGCUAGUGAAUGGGAGACAAAGGGUAUGCAACGUCAUAAUGUGAACGUUCCUACGGAGUUUUACGCCCGUAUUGCUCAAGAUGUCGUGAAGCUUGCUGCGGAGCAAGGAUUGGGAGUAGAUGGGAGGGUCAUCAGCGUGCUCGAGGGCGGCUAUAGUGAUCGAGCUCUUUACUCUGGCAUUUUCAGCCAUCUGAGCGGACUUGCAGGAAAUCAGGCACCGGAAGAGCCAACCCGGGGCCGCUCUUCACUCGGCGACGAAAUGGCAGGCCAGAUUGCAGCAAACACUACUGGCGAGCCAUCCCUACACCCUUACAAACCGUCAUGGUGGUCGAGCUCCGAACUUGAUGAGCUUGAAGUUGCGAUGGGCAACAGACCAGCUAGCCCCAAGAUGAUACGACAUUCCACUCCGCCCACAUACUCAACUCCCACACAGGCCUCGAUUGGUAAGUCCAUAGAUCCUGCGAGGAUGAGGCGGAUGGCUUCCGGCUUGUCGAAUGGAAUGCCUUAUUCGCGUCCAACAACACCACCACCCCCUGAUGUGCCAUGGACCAUAGCAGCUCAGGAGCUCAGCAGGUUGCUUAUCCCGUCGGACCGCCAGGUCGACAGUUGCAAACCUGAAGACUUGAAUGCGGAGGCAACGAGGGCCCGGAGAGACCGGCAGUCGAUUCUGAACCCUGAUCUUGUGCCGCCGGCACCUGCUCCUGCGCCUGCGCCCGCUCCAGCAAGCAGGCCGACCUCGCGGAUGUCUCUGAGGGAACGCAAACCAGUGAGGCCUGGCCUGUACGUCGACGCCGACGAAGACGAUGAUAAGCAGGCAAAGAAUCGGCGGAGAACGGUCGCGGGUCCGGCGGCGCUGUCGUCAGAGAAGGCAACGGCCCGAGGCAUACCCUUUGACACAAAUGGAGCAGCGAAGCGACCCGGUCGACGCCUUAGCGGUGUGUCUGCUGUGGCUGCGAAUGUUCCGCACCCAGAUUUGGAGAGCGAUGGUGUUUCAGCCCAGCGUCCCGAGACUUCUAUGAGUGUGCGACCAGACACGGCACUGAGCUUCAGAACUCAGAGCGUUACAUCUUUGAAUGUCAAGAAGACGAGGGCUCCUGCGGUCAAGAAGGAUGCCCCGAAGACCACGAAAAUCGUGAAGAAGCCUGCCGCAACAGCGAAGCCAUCCCCUCCCCAGCAGACUCAACCAUCUCAGCCGCUUCAAAGAAAGCCGAGCCCGGCCGCCGCGUCGGAUGACGAUAUGGACAAGCUCACUGCUGGCAUGAAGAAGGUCAAGAUCAACCUGAUUACGAAGACGCAGAAAGAAGAGCGUGCCAAGGCGGCUCAAGCCGCUCAGGUCAAAACUGCCACGCCGCCCGCUACUGAAGAAGCCAAGGCAGGAUUCCCAUUCGAAGCUCAGAAAGUAUCCUCGCAAGUGGCAUCUCCGAUCGUCACUCCUCCGCAAGACGAGGCUUUCGCCACACCGCCGACGCAACCUCCUGUCUUCAAAGACCCAUCACCGCCUGCAGCCCCGGAAGGACGGCCCGAAGUCUCAACUCCGGUAACCGAGCCGAUGCCUCUCGCCGCAACCCCUGACCCGCGUUUAGUGGAGCUCCCUGCCAGCUCACCCGCCGCCAUGUCGCCGAUCGUUGCGACGCCUUCGGGCUCAGACGUGUUCAUCAACUAUCAACCGGAGGGACCACCGCCCGUCUCCGUAACGCCACAAGAACCCCUGAAGUGGAUGCCGCCCAACACUAAUACGCCGGUCAAAGCCUCUCCGUCUAAGCCAUCAUCGGCCAAGUUGUCGUCAGCUAAACCCUCACCUGUUAAGAAGUCUCCGGUAAAAAUGAUGCGAGCCGAUCUUCCUGUUUUCACCUCGACGUCUGCCAUUCCCUUUGCGCCACCAGGGAUGAACGCCCCGCCCAAGGCCAAACAAGAGCCGGUCGCGAAGAGCGAUCCGGAGGAGCCGGCGAAAUUGACUUGGGACAUCCCAGAAACCCCGCAGAGGCAAUAG